Loa loa (African eye worm) is the source of this 273-nucleotide messenger RNA. RefSeq lists its product as hypothetical. NCBI's taxonomy places the organism in Eukaryota, Metazoa, Nematoda, Chromadorea, Rhabditida, Onchocercidae. The record is from RefSeq and is a predicted model, not a curated record. The coding region runs from base 1 to 273 and encodes 90 amino acids. The transcript is spliced from 2 exons.
AUGGGUACUAAGUUUGAAGUUCUGCCGAACAAAUCGGUUACACCGAAUAAACCGAUUGCACCGCAAAAACAAGUGCGUAAUUCGGCUAAGGAACUGCAGCGUCCCGCUACUGGAAAUAUGCAGUAUGCUUACGAGGAGCUGCCAUUGGGUAAUCGAGCUUUUGCAUUGCGCAUGCGAUGCUUGGAGGAGAAGAAGCAGAUGGAAAAGGCGAAGAGAGAGCAGCUUAAUAAGAAAUUUAAGCAGAAACGAAACAAACCCUCGACCCGCAAAUGA